This is a messenger RNA of Lathyrus sativus (Indian pea), 921 nucleotides long. Lineage: Eukaryota; Viridiplantae; Streptophyta; Magnoliopsida; Fabales; Fabaceae. The record is from the annotation of a GenBank genome assembly.
AUGGCUGAACAUAACAUGCAAAUUUCACUCUCAAGCUCCUCAAACGAUUCCUCAGACCAAGAAACGCCUUUCACCACCGCCAUGAACCCAACAAUCGACACCGGCGGUUCAUUUCACCAACAAACACCAACUGAUUCACCACAACCCUACAGAAAACCGCGUGGCAGACCACCAGGCUCUAAAAACAAACCAAAACCACCUCUUGUAAUCACACAAGACAAUGAACAAGCCAUGAAACCUGCAAUCAUUGAAGUUGCUGCUGGUACUGAUGUUCUUCAAGCUGUCAUCCAGUUUGCUGUUCGUCUUCGUUCAUGUCUCACCAUUCUUAGCGGUUCUGGUACUAUUGCUGUUGCUACACUCCAUUACCCAGUUUGUCAAUCUCCUGCUUUUACUCUUCAUGGGCCUUUUUCUUUGUUGACUUUGACUGGUACUUUCUUCUUCCCUCCUUCUCCACCACCACCACGACCACCAACUCCUCCUCUUCCUAUUUCUAUUCCUAUUGCUUCAUCUUCUUCAUCAAACCCUAACCCUAACCAGUUAGAAACACCAACACCAGCUUCAACUUUUGGUAUUACUCUUGCUGGUAUGCAGGGACAAAUCUUUGGUGGAAUAAUUGGUGGAAAAGUUAUAGCUGGUGGUGACGGUGUUAAGAUUGUUGCUUCUUUGUUUAAAAAUCCCGAACUUCAUAGGGCUGCCGGUAUUCUUUUGGAAGCUGAUGAUGAUGUUGAAGAUGAUGAUAACAAUGGAGAUGGUAACAGCAAUGGUGGUGGUGAUCAUGGUGCUGGUAGUAGUGGUGGUGCUGCUGCUGAGAAUGUGUCUGGUUUCAAUGUUCCUAAUCCGAUGACAAUGAAUCCACAGCAUUCUGAUCCAAGCUUCAUGCCAUGGAAUCACCCUUCUCACCCUCGUCCUUUGCAUUUCUGA